Molecule: messenger RNA, 4957 nt
Organism: Menidia menidia (Atlantic silverside)
Lineage: Eukaryota; Metazoa; Chordata; Actinopteri; Atheriniformes; Atherinopsidae
Source: the annotation of a GenBank genome assembly
AUGUCUAACCAAGGAGUUCGGCGGAAUGGCCCCGUGAAGCUGCGACUAACAGUCCUGUGUGCCAAAAAUCUUGUGAAGAAGGACUUCUUCCGCCUCCCUGACCCUUUUGCCAAGGUUGUGGUGGACGGCUCCGGACAAUGCCACUCUACAGACACUGUGAGGAACACGCUGGACCCAAAGUGGAACCAGCACUACGACCUGUACAUCGGAAAAUCGGACUCCAUCACCAUCAGCGUGUGGAACCACAAGAAGAUUCAUAAGAAGCAAGGGGCCGGCUUCCUGGGCUGCAUCCGUCUCCUGUCCAACGCAAUUAACCGCCUUAAAGACACGGGCUACCAGAGACUUGACUUGAACAAGCUGAGCCCCAAUGACAGUGACACAGUGAGGGGACAGAUUGUAGUGAGCCUACAGUCGAGGGACCGCAUAGGCACAGGAGGUCCCGUGGUGGACUGCAGUCGGCUGUUCGACAACGACCUUCCAGACGGGUGGGAGGAGAGGAGGACCGCGUCCGGACGAAUCCAGUACCUGAACCACAUCACACGCACCACACAGUGGGAGAGGCCUACCAGGCCCGCCUCAGAGUACUCCAGCCCCGGCCGGCCGCUCAGCUGCAUCGUGGACGAGAACACACCAAUCAGCACCAACGGCGCCACGCCCACCACGGCGUUGCCGCCCAGCGACGGCGACCAGCGGGCCCAAGAGAGACGGGUCCGGUCGCAGAGGCACCGCAACUACAUGAGCAGAACCCACCUCCACACGCACCCGGACCUGCCCGAGGGAUACGAGCAAAGAACGACACAGCAAGGCCAAGUGUACUUCCUCCAUACUCAGACAGGUGUCAGCACAUGGCACGACCCCAGGGUGCCCAGAGACCUGAGUAAUGUGAACUGCGAGGAACUAGGUCCUCUACCGCCGGGCUGGGAGAUUCGGAACACCGCCACGGGGAGGGUGUACUUCGUCGACCACAACAACCGCACCACGCAGUUCACCGACCCCCGCCUCUCCGCUAACCUGCAUCUGGUCUUAAACCCGAGCCCAAAUGGUUCUCGAGGAGGCAUCGAAAGCCAAAACGUCAGUCGUCAGAACCAGAUGAAGGAUCAGGCCCAGCAGGCUCUGGUGUCUCCCGGUCAGCUCCCAGAGGAGGCGGAGUGCCUCACGGUGCCCAAGUACAAGAGGGACCUUGUUCAGAAGCUCAAGAUCCUCCGUCAAGAGCUGUCUCAGCAGCAGCCUCAGGCAGGCCACUGUCGCAUCGAGGUAUCCCGCGAGGAGAUCUUUGAGGAAUCCUAUCGGCAGGUGAUGAAGAUGAGGCCAAAGGACCUGUGGAAAAGGCUAAUGGUGAAGUUCAGGGGUGAAGAGGGGCUCGACUAUGGCGGGGUGGCCAGGGAGUGGCUCUAUCUGCUGUCUCACGAGAUGCUGAACCCUUACUACGGCCUGUUCCAGUACUCCCGAGACGACAUCUACACGCUGCAGAUUAACCCCGACUCUGCCGUCAACCCUGAGCACUUGUCAUACUUUCACUUUGUGGGCCGAAUCAUGGGGAUGGCAGUGUUCCAUGGCCACUACAUAGACGGGGGCUUCACCUUACCCUUCUACAAGCAGCUUCUGGGUAAACCCAUCACCCUGGACGACAUGGAGUCCGUUGACCCCGACCUUCACAACAGCCUCGUUUGGAUCCUGGAUAAUGACAUCACAGGUGUGCUGGACCACACCUUCUGUGUAGAGCACAAUGCUUAUGGGGAGAUCAUCCAGCACGAGCUGAAACCCAACGGCAAAAGCAUCCCGGUCACCCAGGACACCAAGAAAGAGUACGUCCGCCUCUACGUCAACUGGCGCUUCCUGCGAGGCAUCGAGGCCCAGUUCUUGGCUUUGCAGAAGGGCUUCAACGAGGUCAUCCCCCAGCACCUGCUCAAGGCUUUCGACGAGAAGGAGCUGGAGCUGAUCGUCUGCGGCCUGGGUAAGAUCGACAUCAACGACUGGAAGUCCAACACACGGCUCAAGCACUGCACCCCGGACAGCAACAUCGUCAAGUGGUUCUGGAAAGCCGUGGAGUCCUUCGACGAGGAACGCCGAGCCCGGCUGCUGCAGUUCGUCACAGGCUCCUCCAGAGUUCCCCUGCAAGGUUUUAAAGCCCUCCAAGGUGCCGCAGGCCCACGGCUCUUCACCAUCCACCAGAUUGAUGCCAGCCCAAACAACCUGCCCAAAGCCCACACCUGUUUUAACCGGAUCGACAUUCCCCCCUACGAGCACUACGACAAACUUUACGACAAGCUGCUCACUGCCAUCGAAGAGACGUGUGGCUUCGCUGUGGAGUGAGAACCCACCGGUGACCAGGGCCCCUCCUACUUUAACCACGAUCCGCCGGCCAUUGAGGGGUGUCGUGGACGGGACACUCGUCAAGCUAACGGGGGGCGGACAUCGACGACCAGAAAAUGUCAUGACUGUGGGUUAUUCUUAAACCCUCAAGCCCUCCUUAAUGUCUUUUUUUAUUAUUGUUAUUCAUUGAAAAGGAUCUCUUCAGCUGCUAAUAACUCAGACUAUUUACUAACUCUUUUUCUACGUUCAUUCUAGCAUUUGAAAAUAAAACUAGACCUUAUUACAUGUAGCAAUGCUCCGUCUCACCACGCAGACCACGCAAGGUCAGUCCACUUUGAAACAAUAACCACACACGCAAGACUGGUUGGCUUGCAAGGGGGACAGGGUUAUUAUCGAUCCCCAACCCGGGGAGAAGCUAAAUCUGAACGCAGAGCAAGCGUGACCCGGGGCUCUUUGAUGCCUGGCGGGGGAUUUGUGACGCCCAGGAUAGGAUGCACAGGGGUGGGGGGGGCGAGAAGGCACGGCGAGACACCGACUGUUUACAACCUUCUCCAAAGACGACAGCAGAGGACCUCUGCUCCGGAGCGCUGCACACCCGGAAAACCCCCUUCCACGCAUUCGACAGCCGGCCGUGUUUGGGAAAGAGUCCGUGAAUGAGCAGCUUGAAAUGUGAUAUUUUUGUAUAACAGGGAAAAUCGAGAAAGAAUCAACGAUAUUCUAUAUAAUAUAUAUAUAAUUUAUUGGUGUUAUAUUUCAGAAACCCUUCUCCAUUCUGUGGGAAGAGUCCCACAUUUUACACAUUAUUGUCACUUUUUUUUUUUUAUUAUUAUAGAAGACAAUUUGUGGGAGCAGAGUGGAGCUUGACUGAAUUUCUCUGAAGAAUGCUGUGGUUUAUUUCUCAGCAAAAUCUCACUUUUAGCGGAGAGGUUUUGUUAUCAGAGCAAAAAAAAAUGUGUAAUGUCCUCUGAGUGCCAUAAUCUUUUUUCUUUUUCUUUUUUUUUUUUAAAUAAUGUAUCUUUACAAAAUAUUGAGCUGACCCUUUAAAUUCUGCUGAUUUCAUCCUGGAGCUGCACGGUGGUGUGAUGUAGUUUUCUCAUUAGGUUUUUUUUGUUUUGUUUUUUUUAGGUCAUCUGUAGCUGGACUAUAUUCAUGUCACUGGCAGAAUUGUCUACCAUUCAUAUCUAAUGGUAUUUUCUCAGAACAACCCAAAGUCUACUGCCUCUUUAUAUUAGGGUGAAAAAGAAAAAAGAUAACCUUGUGCUACCUUCUAUCCAUGUGGUGCUAAAAGGCAUUAUUACUUCCUUAUUUAAAAAAAAAAGGUUUUAUCAGCUACCCUGCUCACUGACAUCCUUCCGCUUCAAGUGCACAAACUCGUACUCGUACGGGUUUGUGGCCACAGAAACUCUGAAGUAGCCAAAUUCUCAGGAGAUGUCAGAUGUAGUUUACGAUGUCAGUCUGACUUGAAUAUAAUACUGACCCUUUCUUCAUUUCCCUCAACGUUAAGAGAUCUAGAGAUGUUGAGGUUUGCUCUGCUGCGCCCCACAGCUAGCCCCUUCACACCCAGCAGUAGUCGCACGGCUCCACGUGCACAUUUUUUGGUUGAAAGCGCUGAACCGAAUGAGACGAGUUCCUGUUUUAAGCCUGCUACGCAGUCCCGUCUCUGACGCUCUUAUGGGAGAGAAAGUGGGCCGGGGGGUAAAGGUUUUAUACGGUUUGUAAUUCCUGAAUGUGUUAUUAUUUGUUUGUUGUUUUGUUUUAUAAGAAGAAAAGAUGCUGCCUGGCUUGCAAUCUCUAAAGACCGUGGACUGUUCUUAACUUUUGCAUACACUUUAAAAAAAAAAGAAAGAAAAAGAAAAAAAAAGCUUCUCUCACAAAUGUAUGCAGAGUGAAAAGUGUCCUCAGAUGGUGCUUUGUACAGUAAUAGGUAUUUGUUCAUAUGUGUGGAUCAAACAAACUGUAAUUUAUCUUUUAACUUAAGUAGAAAAAAAGAAGAUUUUCUUGAACUGCAAAGAGGAAUUGCACACAAACGGAACGAGGUCACUGUAUGUGUUUUAUGGUGAUUUCCAAGACGAAAAAAGAAUUCAUCCUUGAGUCCGGUGCACAAGCUGAUCGCCCUACUGUCUGUUCCCACACUACAUCGCUCAGCAACGCUCCAAAUCUGUCUCCUAAUGAACCCAACUGUUUACUCAACAGGUCUAAGUUGAGGGAUGCCGCUGUUUUUAUUUCUGUUUUUCUCCCAAAUGGCAUGAUCCACUAGCAGGACUAUAUCUCUCAUAGCUGACUGAUGCAAUUUGUAUGUAUGUUAACACUAUCAUUUUGUAAGAGUAUUUUAUUUUUGUGUGUAAUUAGUUUAAUUAAACCUGCCUUUGUCUAACAACGCAACGCCUUGUACGAUUAUAUGUCCUGCCACCCCCACCCCCAGUAAUUUUAGCCUUUUAUGCACCAAGAGAGUGCUUGAAAAGGUAUUUGGUACAAGAAUUUGGUACAUUUGUUCCAUGUAUUAUAGAUGUGUUUGCUCUGAACUGUCUGCAGUUGCAAUUGGAAGGGAGGGGGGGGGGGUUGCAAAUGGUUUGGCUUUACAUCUGAAUGGGAAAUGCUGUCCACCACCCGCUGUGUACUGACUGAUACUGUUUGAGAUUUAAAU